CUCGCGCGCACGUAGCGUCACUCCGCCGGAAAAGGUGGCUGGCUGGGGUAGAGUUGGCGCGAGAUAGAAAAGUGCUUUUUGGAGUCCCGGGCGGGCGCGAGCGAGCUUGCUUGCGGUUCCAGUAGCCUAGCGCUGUUCCCUAUUCAUGGGGGUCUUUUAGCAGCAGCCCUCCUCGGCUUAGCAGUGACGGUGGCCGCUGGUUCUCCUCUUCUAAGAUUUGGUAGCCUCUCUGUUUUUUAUAGGGUUUUAAAAGAAAUUAUUAUUCCUUUGGCUGAUUUAUGGUUUGAAUGCAAGGAAAGGCAGGAUGUCUCGCAGGGUUCGCUGUGAAGAGCAAGAUCAACUGCCUUACCAGGAUUCAGAUGCACCAGAACGACGGGAUAACAGAUUCAAAGUCAAGUGGUCACGUGAAGAGGAUGAACUGUUGAAUUCACUGGUGACGCAGUUUGGACACGACUGGAAGUUCCUAGCAAGUCACUUUCCUAACCGCACUGAACAGCAGUGUCAAUAUCGCUGGCUACGGGUGCUAAACCCUGUCCUGGUGAAAGGUCCUUGGACUAAACAAGAGGAUCAAAAGGUCACUGAAUUGGUGAAAAAAUAUGGCACAAAGCAAUGGACCCUGAUAGCCAAGCACUUGAAAGGCAGACUAGGAAAGCAGUGUCGGGAACGCUGGCAUAACCAUCUGAACCCAGAGGUGAAAAAGUCAUCGUGGACAGAGGAAGAAGACCGUAUAAUUUGUGAGGCUCACAAGGUUCUGGGGAACCGAUGGGCUGAGAUUGCUAAGUUGCUCCCUGGGAGGACUGACAAUGCUGUAAAAAACCACUGGAAUUCUACGAUCAAAAGGAAGGUAGAGACAGGAGGCUUUCUUAGUGAAACAAAAGAAUCCAAGCCCCUCUAUCUCCUGGUGGAGGUGGAAGGCAAGGAAAGCCAAAAUGUACAGGAAGCCGAAAGCCAGCAAACCUUUUUAACAAACUGGCCUGUUCAGACUUUGGAAAUAAAGCAGGAGGUAGCCACUGAUGACGAACAAGAUGGCUUGCAAAAACUGCCUCCUGAGCAACUCCCUGAAAGCCUGGCAGAGGACAGUAUCAAAGGAGCAUCAGAAAACACAGCACCUGACAGUACCUUGGAGGAAGGCUCCUCUCAGUACACAUGGGUGGUUGAAGCAGGCAGUUAUUUGUGUACCUCUGCAGUCCCAGCUAUUACAGAAGCUCUGGACAUGAUUGAAUCUGACCCAGAUGGUUGGUGUGAUCUAUCUCAGUUUGACCUGCCUGAUGAUCUGUCUGCAAGUAACAGCAACAGCCCAGAUAGGCAGACAUCCAUCAAGCCCUACUCCUCGCAGAACAUGACAGAGUACCGAUUGGACGGCCACACCAUUUCGGAUCUGAGCAAAGGCAGCAAGGGCGAGCUCAUCCCCAUCUCCCCUUGCACGGACGUGAGCUUCGGCACACCACCUUCUGUUCUGAAGCGGCAGAAGAAGAGGAAAGUCGCGCUCUCACCAGUUUCAGAAGGGGGCACCAGCUCCAGCCUCUCUUUUCAGGACUCCUGUAACAGCAUGACGCCAAAGAGCACCCCUGUCAAGACACUGCCAUUCUCCCCCUCCCAGUUCCUGAAUUUCUGGACCAAACAAGACACUCUUGACCUUGAGAACCCCUCCUUAACUUCCACACCAGUGUGCAGCCAGAAAGUGAUAGUGACUACCCCACUACACAGAGACAAGACGCCGUUGCUGCAGAAAAACUCGGUAUUUGUGACACCUGAUCAGAAGUACAUGGCAGACAACACACCUCACACACCUACGCCUUUCAAGAAUGCUCUGGAGAAGUACGGACCAAUGAGGCCUUUGCCUCAAACACCUAAUCUGGAAGAGGAUUUGAAAGAAGUACUGCGGAGUGAGGCUGGUAUUGAGUUGAUCAUAGAAGAUGAUGUGAAACCAGAGAGACAGAAGAGAAAACAGGGUCUGCACAGGAGUCCCAUUAAGAAGGUCAGGAAAUCCCUAGCCUUAGACAUUGUGGAUGAAGACUUGAAGCUGACGGUUUCCACCACAGCCAAACCUGUUUGCUUCAAAAGAUCUCAGUCCCUAAACCUUUCUUUGUCAAGCAGCAAGAAUGAUAACAGCUUGCUCAACAGAGGGUUUGUACACAUGAAGGCAGAGAAGACAACAUCUUCCAAAAGAAUCCAAAGCAAAUGUAGACCACCUGCUCUGAUGUCCAGUGCUUGGAAAACAGUGGCUUGCGGUGGGUCUAAAGAUCAGCUGAUCAUGCAAGACAAAGCUCGACAGGUGUUGGGCACCAACAUAGGAUUACUCUCUUCUAUUCUCUCCCAGCCUUUUCUUUGUGACCCCUGAGCUCUGCCAUAGAUGUCCUUGUUUUGAUCAAUUGCUCUAAAUUCCGGGUUCUAUACACAGCAUAGAAAAUGAUGUAAAGAAAAUCUCCUGUACUUGGGCAACAGCCCUGCAUUACUUGAACUGAGACAUUCGUAUUUCCCUUGACAGCCCUUCCCUACCUUCCUCUUUAUUUCCAUAAAAAGAAAUUGACAGCCUUUUCCCUCAGUUGAUCUGCAAGAGGGACAUAAGAGAAGAGAAUCAACUUAUGGUGAAGAGAAAGCCUUGGACUUGGAUUUGGUUUUGCCUCGCUUGGGAACCUUCAUGUGUAAUUAUGUAAAAGUCUGCCCGUUCCACUGGGCUCUUCCAGAGAUUUUGUCUGAUGGUAACAAGCAACUGGAUUGUGAUAGAAGUCAGAAGAAUAACUGUUAUCAGUUGGAAGUGUCUGCAAUCUGCUCUUUAGCUUGAACCAGUGGAGACUGGUGACUCCGAUGUCGAUGGGCCAGUAAAUCUGCCCCAGGUUUUAGUCUGAACUUUCAAGGAGCUGUCCAAGGUGCUUUGAAAGUUUGGACUAAAGCCCAGAGUGGAUUCACUGCCCCACUGACAUUGGAGCCACCAGCCUCGACUGGACUGAACACAUUUUGCAAGCUGUGGUGUGGUCUGUUGCACUAUGUAAAGGACGGCAUCAAAACCUCUUUUUCAGAGCAUUGCUGUCUAAGAACAAUAAAAUCACUGCCUCUAAAGAUAUA
Rhineura floridana is the source of this 3066-nucleotide messenger RNA. RefSeq names its product MYB proto-oncogene like 2 (gene MYBL2). The record is from RefSeq and is a predicted model, not a curated record. Gene Ontology annotation, biological process: regulation of DNA-templated transcription. Gene Ontology annotation, cellular component: nucleus. Gene Ontology annotation, molecular function: DNA-binding transcription factor activity, RNA polymerase II-specific; RNA polymerase II cis-regulatory region sequence-specific DNA binding. The coding region runs from base 305 to 2341 and encodes 678 amino acids. Lineage: Eukaryota; Metazoa; Chordata; Lepidosauria; Squamata; Rhineuridae. The transcript has 14 exons.